UUAAAAUAGUCUGCAAAGCUCUAAAAAAGUUGAAAUAAAUAAGGGAAUAAAAUGUUGGCACAAAGGGAUUUUGACGCCUAUUUUUUGAUUCUUUAGUCCAGUGGAUCCGCUCUCUGUUCAUUAUUAAAUUCGAGGGAGGUUCGAACCCGUUCGGGUCCCACAUUUAUUAUCGCCUUUAUUUUAUCCUUUUAAAGUCCUUUUUUUAGUUAUUUUAUAGGUAUUUUAAACAAAAAAAUUUAAUUAAGCUGCUGCAGCACAAAACAUGGAGUUUAUGGCUACUGUUCAAAACAAAGAUUUGCUUGAAGAAUUAAAGGUGCAAAGCCAAGCGAUUGUUCACAAAACAAUUACAAAUGGCACUCCAGAUGGAAGACAACAGAUGAUUAGGCACUAUCGGUGCAAUCGUCAUCGCCACCAAGAGAAGUGUCCAUUCAAAAUGUUGGCAAUUCAAUCUGACGACGGCACAUUUAAGGUUUUCAGAAGUGGGGAACACAACCAUGCUGUGGUGCCGUCAGGUCGGGCGCCUUCAUGCCGGGCCCAGGGCGGUCAGCGAACGAGUUGGAUUCCACAUGCGACUGUUCGGACUGCAGACGAGUUGGAGACGCUUAGGCAGGGCCAACGCGUGACUGUUCAUAAGACGACUUUUCAUGGCAAGAAUCGUCACUUUCGAUGCAAUCGACACAGACACAAUGAGCGCUGCAUGUUUAAAUUAUUAGCUGUGACUGAGAAUAAUGGAACAAUUAAUGUUUUUCGAUCGGGAGAACAUAACCAUCCAAUUCAGCAGAUCUCCAACUGCGUUUAUUGA
Messenger RNA from Meloidogyne enterolobii, 802 nucleotides. NCBI's taxonomy places the organism in Eukaryota, Metazoa, Nematoda, Chromadorea, Rhabditida, Meloidogynidae. The record is from the annotation of a GenBank genome assembly.